Messenger RNA from Protopterus annectens (West African lungfish), 7124 nucleotides. It is a transcript of the gene MARF1, whose product is annotated as meiosis regulator and mRNA stability factor 1. The record is from RefSeq and is a predicted model, not a curated record. Gene Ontology annotation, cellular component: peroxisome; cytoplasm. Lineage: Eukaryota; Metazoa; Chordata; Ceratodontiformes; Protopteridae. Bases 186 to 4847 code for a protein of 1553 amino acids. Gene Ontology annotation, molecular function: RNA nuclease activity; mRNA base-pairing post-transcriptional repressor activity; CCR4-NOT complex binding. Gene Ontology annotation, biological process: post-transcriptional gene silencing. The transcript is spliced from 25 exons.
UGUUUACGGCAACACUUUUGAAAAUACAGUACUAACGUAGGAAGCAAGAGAUUGGUAAAGAAAGGUGAUGAGGGACUUAGUCUGUUGAAAAGAGGGUUAUAGGAUGUGAAUUGUAUCCGUCAGUCCCAGAAGGGGAAGCAUGGAAGAGUGGACUGGCGGAAGAAUGAACUGCUUUUUGGAAGCGUAUGAUGGAAGGAACCAGAAAGGAGAAUUUAUGUAAUAGAUCUUUUGGAUGGAUUAAUCGACAGAAUAAUGAAGUCAAACCAUGGCUUUGGAAAAUUUCUGACUGUUUUUCUGCUGUUGAACAGACCUUACCUUUCAGCACCAAAUCGAAAGAUUUCAUGGAGAACCAAAAAUCAGCAGUGGAGCUGAAGGCUAUCCCACCACCCUCUCAUCUCACCAGCGCCAGGCUUUUUCCAGCUACAGUGUUGCAUUCAGAUCAUUCUUCCUUUCAGUAUUCACAGACACCUCUACAGCCAGGUCUUAAAGUAAGCAGCUGUGCUCAGUGCCCCAGUGAGAGCUCUGGCAUUAUUCAGGUACAUCACAAGCACGGUGGUGGUUCCAUUCAGCCUGACAUAAGUCUAGAUUCACAAGGUGCUGGGACAGUCACUUGUCAGGUGGGGUCAGGGUUUCCUUCUCUAAGGAGUUCUCCAGCUGUUAGCAGUUUUGUGGGCACUUCCAUUAACUUCCCAUCUGACCAUUUGGAAAGUGCCACCCCUGCUUAUCAGCUGCAGGCUACCUUUCCUCCUCCUUCUCCCCACCACCUUCCAUGUUGUGGAAAUCUCCUCAAACCACUCUCACCAUGUCAUACUGGUGUUCAUAAGUUGCACCGCAUUCCUUUGCACCAGAGCUGCACUUCUUCCAGCUGUGUCUCAUGUACUCAGUUCACAGGAAGGGCUCCAGGGCACUUAGAAGAGCAUUUUAAUUCACCAGAACGAACACCACACUUGCGCACCAACUCUUUAAAUCUGAACUCUGACCAACAUCUCUGUUUAAAGCGUACCCCCUGCUGUGACUGCUUAAACAAGACCCCUCGGAAAAAUCUUUUUGAAACAACCAAAGUGUGGCCAAAUAUUCCUCCUCCUUCGUCUGAUCACACUGCCUCUCUUACUGUGUCUGCAUGUGAUGGAUGCGGGAACAAUGUGUCAGUACCUCCAGCUCACCAGUUGACAGCAGUGAACAAAACGUGGCAAAAUUGUGGGUCUGUUGACACCAGUGUUGCUGGACAGUUGCAAGAAAACUUGCCUCCCAUUGGGGUGUUUUGGGACAUUGAAAACUGUUCAGUACCAAGUGGACGAUCUGCAGUAGCAGUAGUACAGAGAAUCCGUGAAAAGUUUUUCCAUGGACAUAGAGAAGCAGAAUUUAUCUGUGUUUGUGACAUCAGUAAAGAGAACAAGGAAGUUAUCCAGGAACUGAACAACUGUCAAGUCACAGUUGCCCAUAUAAAUGCCACAGCCAAAAAUGCUGCUGAUGACAAACUGAGGCAAAGCUUACGACGGUUUGCUGAUACCCAUACAGCCCCGGCCACAGUAGUCCUAGUUUCAACUGAUGUUAAUUUUGCUUCGGAGCUAAGUGACCUUCGGCACAGGCAUGGUUUCAGCAUUAUCCUGAUUCACAAAACUCAGGCAUCUGAAGCACUACUUCAUCAUGCGCACAAUCUGAUUCCAUUUGAAGACUUUGUAACCGACUUACCCCCACGGUUACCUAUCAAGUCUCAGGAUGCUAAUACUCCAAGAAGUAUUGAUUCACCUGUGGAAAAAAGCAGUGAAGAUGCUGUAUUUCAGAUAAGCAACUCAUCUGCAUUCAGUAAAAUGACAUCAUCCAGACAUGCAAGUCCUCUGCACAAUAACCAGAAUUUCUGGUCACCACGAAGUGGCUCUCCAAACCCUUCCAGUAGGUCGUCUCCUCUAAAUGGGAAUGUUGAGAAUCUGGAUAACUGUACAGAGUCUUCACUUGCCCCAUUUGUGAAUGGAGUGGAGGUCCAAGUUAGUAACCUGGACUACAGGAUGUCCAGGAAGGAGCUACAGCAGCUACUGCAGGACAUUUUCUCCAGGCAUGGCAAGGUAAAAAAUGUGGACCUUAGUCCUCACACGGAUUAUCAGUUGAAGGCUGUAGUGCACAUGGAAAAUAUUCAGGAAGCAGUUUGUGGUGUCAGUAGCCUUCACAGAUACAAGAUUGGCAGCAAAAGAAUCCACGUAUGUUUAGCAUCUGCAGCCAAUGACAAAUCUUUAAUUUCAUUAAGUUCUGAAGUGACUUCAAUUCUUCAGGAUGCCCCUGCCUGUUGCCUGCCUUUGUUCAAGCUAACCGAAAUUUAUGAGAAGAAGUUUGGGCACAAAUUGACAGUAUCAGACCUCUACAAACUUUCAGACACUGUGACUGUCCGUGAUCAAGGAAAUAGCAGAAUGGUUUGCCUCUUGCCCAGUAGCAAAUCUAGACAGAGUCCACUAGGAUCAUCACAGUCACAUGAUGGAUCAUCAGCUAACUGUAGUCCUGUAAUAUUUGAAGAGUUGGAGUAUCACGAGCCAUUCUGUAAAUUGCAUUCAACCAAUAAACCUUACAGUGAGAAUGAAUUUGACCCAGACACCUACACUGUCCCAUUUGUUGUUUUGUCCAUAAAGACAUUUUCUCCUCAAGUCCACAGCCUCCUGCAAACGCAUGAAGGCACUGUGCCUUUGCUGAGCUUUUUAGACUGCUACAGUGCUGAAUUCACUUUUUUGGAAGAGGUUCAAGAAGGCCAGGGAGGUGUUCCUCUGGAGCACCUCAUCACCUGUGUUCCUGGAGUAAAUAUUGUCACUGCUCAGAAUGGCAUCAAAGUUGUUAAGUGGAUCCACAACAAACCCCCUCCUCCUAAUGCAGACCCUUGGCUACUUCGCAGUAAAAGUCCUGUGGGUAAUCCUCAAUUAAUUCAAUUCAGUCGAGAGGUGAUCGAUCUGUUGAAGAACCAGCCGUAUUGUAUCAUGCCAUUAAGCAAAUUUAUUCCUACCUACCACCACCACUUUGCAAAGCAGUGCCGUGUGUCUGAUUAUGGCUAUUCCAAGUUAAUGGAGUUGCUUGAAGCAGUGCCUCAUGUCUUGCAGAUCCUUGGUAUGGGCUCAAAACGCCUACUGACACUUACUCAUCGAGCUCAAAUAAAGCGCUUCACCCAGGACUUAAUGAAACUGCUGAAGUCUCAAGCCAGCAAGCAAGUUAUUGUGAAAGAGUUCAAGCUUGCUUACCACUGGUGUUUCUCUCGAGACUGGGAUGUAACCGAAUAUGGCACCUGUGAGCUCUUUGAUUUGCUGUCAGAAAUUCCAGAUACUACAGUCUGUGUAUCUCAGCAAGAUGGUGAGGUUGUGAUUUCUGUUCCCAAGAAAGAACGUACUCAAGAGGAAAUUGAACAUACAAAACAGUUUGCUAAAGAAGUGGUUGAUUUACUACGCCACCAGCCACAUUUCCGGAUGCCCUUCAACAAGUUUAUUCCAUCUUACCACCAUCAUUUUGGUCGGCAGUGCAAACUUUCCUAUUAUGGUUUCACUAAGCUGAUGGAGUUGUUUGAAGCCAUACCAGAAGUCCUACAGGUGUUGGAGUGUGGAGAAGAAAAAAUACUCACAUUAACUGAAACAGAGCGAACCAAAGCACUAGCAGCACAGUUUGCCAAACUUCUGCGUUCCCAAAAAGACAACUGCCUUAUGAUGUCAGAUUUGUUAACUGAAUAUAACAAGACUUUUGGUUACAUACUCCGCCUUCAGGACUAUGAUGCCUGUUCUAUCCCUGCAUUACUGCAAAAACUUUGCCAUGUUGUAAAGGUUGUUGACACGUCGAGUGGCAAACAGAUACAGCUUAUAAAUCGUAAAUCCCUGCGUACCCUCACUGCCCAGUUGCUUGUUCUGUUAAUGUCCAUGGAUGGUGUCUGUGUAUUAACUGUGGAACAGCUGAAGAAACAGUACGAAUCGACUCAUAAUGCUGCUUUAAACCCAUGUGAAUAUGGAUUCUUGUGUUUGUCUGAGCUCUUGAAGAGCUUACCUUACUUGGUUGAGGUAUCUUUCCAUGAUGAAGGGGAAGAAUAUGUACAGCUAACCAAGUUAUACCAGUUUGCAAAGAAUGUCCGGGCACUACUACACACUUACCAUUAUCAACAGAUUUUUAUGCAUGAAUUUGUAAGUGCUUAUACUAAAUAUACAGGAGAAAUGCCUCAACCUAAGGAAUAUGGCUACAACAACAUGGAAGAGCUCCUGGGAGCUAUUCCACAGGUUGUCUGGAUAAAAGGUCAUGGUCACAAGAGAAUUCUGGUGUUAAAGAAUGACAUGAAAGCUCGUGCAAACUCAACAAGUUCUUCUCCUGCAUAUGUUGAAGAUUAUGGAAGUGAUGACCUGAUCCAUCAGGAAGCCCCUCAUACAGUGAUUAAUGAGAAAGAAGAAACGGGUGGCAGCAGAACACUUGAUUUACAACAUCCAGGGACACCUGGUACCAGUCAAAAUGAUGCAGAGCUGCUUUGCUUGACCUCUUCACCUGUUGAUCUGCUAUGUGGUCCUGUCCCUUCCAGUCUUCCAUCCCCACAGCUAAGACCUGAUCCUGUUGUUGUUGAAUCUACAGAUCUCAUUCAAUUUGAAGAGAACUCCCUGUGUGUCCCAGGUAUUGCAAUUCCAGCAGAUGAAAAGAUCGCUUCCAGCGCAAUAGUUGAAACAGCUUCAUCUCUCAAUCCUAUAGAGACAGCCAUACCAGUAACUGAAUUUGUGGGUCCAGCCACAGGAGUUCAAGACUGCAAAGUUAAUAAAGAAGCUGUGUCAGAAAGCCCUGUUAAAAAGACACCAAGGAACAGAGUAAAGCUAGCGGCAAGGUUUUCCCUUGCGCCUGUUACUAGACUUUAAAUUUGUCACAUUGUUUUGAUCUGCAAAGCAGGGAGGAGAGGUACCAUAGAUCAUUUUGUCCCACAUACAGAACCUUUAUUUGUAAAUAGAAAAGUUCAGAUUUGCUUAAUUUUGCACUUUAAUUUAACUAUUUCAUUAAAAAUCAAAUGUGUUUUGUGAAAAAAGUGGUGCAGUUAGAAUUGAAUUCCAGUGUCUACCACUGUAAAAUUCAUGGGGCACCAUUUGAUGCUCCUGUUAAUUUAAGUAUUGCAUAAUCUGGUAUAGAAUGUUUACAAAUGCAAUAUAAACCCAAGACCACAUCCCUAAAAGUGCAUGACCUAUUACUUUGAAGCCUGUCAUUGUUUUAGCUGUUCACACACAAUGAAAAGCAAGCAUUUGUGAAAGAUCUUUUAAUAUUUGAUGAGUUUAUAACUGCACUGUUUUAUGAAAACUAUUAAGAUGUCAGCUUCUUGAAGUCUGAUUUUGCUGAGCAUUUAUGUUAUGUUCAGAACAGUUUCUGUAGCACUGUAAUAUGCACUGAGGAGAUUCAUAAAGAUGUGGGCAGUGGAGUAGUUUUAAGUAGCUUCCCUUCAGUGUAUGUCUAGCUAGUUUGUUCUGGAUUGUUUAGAGAUGGCAUUGUCUAGUGUUGGCCUCACAAGUUUGAACAUUUUCAGUUCAGCUGUACACAUUGCAGUGUGUUGCAUGAAGCAGCAAGACUUGCCAUAGUUAAGAAUCAAGAGUUGUGAAAUAUGCAUUUGAUGCAUAAAUCACUCUGUGAACAAGGCCAGACAGAAUAAUGUACAAAUUAAAUUCCUUUUCAUGGAAAAUGGGAUAGCUACAUGGGUAUUACAAGGUUUUGCAAACCUUGAGUUUUUUAAAAGCCAAGUACAGUGAAUGGAAAUCGUGUAGUUUGUAUGUAUUGCUAAAGUGUGUUUUAACCUUGUCUGUUUUUACCCUAGUUGUGCUUAGUAUAUGGUUUGGGAAGCACUAUCAGCUGGGAAGGAUUUUAUGGUAGUUUGGAAAAGGCCAGCCACUGAGUCAGGUUAGACCAGUGGAGCAAAUUUGAUUGUAAAGUUGGUAAAUUUGCACUGGGUAAUGGAAGGCCCCAGAAAUUUUCUGGGUCUACCUGGCGCUUACAAUGGAUUGUAUUUGCCAUGGUAACGGAUGAAGAUAUGAAGGGAAAGGACUAUUUAUUAAGGUCCUUAAGUUGUGUUUGUCUGAAUGUGUUCUCUGUAUUGAAGAAACAGAAGUUGUUAGGCUUACAUUUGAUUAGCCAACAGUUGGGUGAAAACGCAUUAAAUUAAUGGCUGCAACGAAACUGCAGCCAUUUAAAUAAUGACAUUUUUGUUUGUGCAGGAAAAAAAAAAUCUCUUGAUCUGCAAGCAGUAAUGCAUUUGCCAGGCAUUGGUGACCUAAAUUUGAUGUAAGGAAAGGUAUUUCCCCAUUUAAAAACACACAGCACUGUUCAACCUCUUAACUUUCCUAUUCAGAUUUCUUUUCUUUACCUCAAAACUCAACACCUUUUUAAUUGUUUUUUAAAGUGUAGAUGUGUAAAUUAUGUAGUGAUGCCGAAAAUUGCUUUGAACUUUACGUUUUGCUGCGGUGGGGUUAGAAAAAAAUGUGAAAUAAACAGAAAUGUUCAACUUGGGGCUCUUUUACGACUCUCUCUGAAGGUAGAGAUGAAGUUGCAGAAUUUUUUUAGGCAGUGCGGUUACAAGCCAUCUGAAAUACUUGUGUCUGCAGGCUUUUGGUCUAGUUUUUAUCUACUUUCUUAAAUUGAGUAUGAUUCUCCACUCCGUUGCUUUUCCUCAUUUAAAAAGUGUAGCAUAUAAGUAAUAUAAAUGUAUAUGUAUAUAUGCAGGGCUGCAUAACUUUGUUUCAUAGUCAUGUGAUCUUAGAGCACCAUGAUUUUCUCACCUGGGAAGAACAUGAAUGCCCUUUUGCUCAUUCUGAAGCUGUUGCUUAGUGGUCUUGAGUGAUGUUAUUAAAGAAUUAAAUACUUUUUAAAAAUGUAAUGCAACAGGUAACUGAGGUGCUUAGAGUAGACUGCAUUUAAUGAACAGAAAUGUAUUUAAUUUUUCUGUGUAGUAAAGUGUCUUGUGUAUGAGAGAAUGUCACUGGUCCUCUCUCCCCUGAAAGCAGAAUGUUCAUUUUUUUUUUCGUUAUAAAGUUGUCUAUGGUUGCUAGACAGCUUUAAGUAUAAAACAUUCUUUCAGAUAAGUUGCUGAAUUUAUUUUGUGUGCUGGGACUAUAGUAUUACACUUUCUCAAUAAAUUUCAUUGCAGUAUAACAUCUCAA